Candidozyma duobushaemuli is the source of this 1053-nucleotide messenger RNA. It is a transcript of the gene ERG20, whose product is annotated as bifunctional (2E,6E)-farnesyl diphosphate synthase/dimethylallyltranstransferase. The transcript has a single exon. The record is from RefSeq and is a predicted model, not a curated record. Gene Ontology annotation, cellular component: cytoplasm. Gene Ontology annotation, biological process: trans, trans-farnesyl diphosphate biosynthetic process. Lineage: Eukaryota; Fungi; Ascomycota; Pichiomycetes; Serinales; Metschnikowiaceae. Gene Ontology annotation, molecular function: dimethylallyltranstransferase activity; (2E,6E)-farnesyl diphosphate synthase activity. Bases 1 to 1053 code for a protein of 350 amino acids.
AUGGACAAGGAGGCUGCUAAACAGAAAUUCAUCGGCGAAUUCGACGCCCUUGUGACCGAGCUCAAGGAGAUCUUGGUCAACUAUAACAUGCCCCAGGAGGCCAUUGAGUGGUUCACCAACUCAUUGUACUACAACACUCCAGGCGGUAAGUUGAACAGAGGUCUUUCUGUAAUUGACACUUACUGUAUUUUGAAGAAUGUCAAGGUUGAGGACUUGUCGGCUCAAGAAUACAAGAAGGUGGCUAUUUUGGGAUGGGCCAUCGAAUUGUUGCAGGCUUACUUCUUGGUCGCUGACGACAUGAUGGACCAGUCCAAGACCAGAAGAGGUCAGCCGUGCUGGUACUUGAAGCCUGGUGUGGGUAACAUCGCCAUCAAUGACUCCUUCAUGUUGGAGGGUGCCAUUUACAUGUUGUUGAAGAAGCACUUCCGCGAGGACCCUUACUACGUUGACCUUUUGGACUUGUUCCACGAGGUUACUUUCCAGACCGAGUUGGGUCAGUUGUUGGACUUGGUGACCGCUGACGAGGAGCACGUGGACUUGAGCAAGUUCUCUUUGGAGAAACACUCUUUCAUCGUUAUCUUCAAGACUGCUUACUACUCGUUCUACUUGCCUGUGGCCUUGGCUUUGUUCGUGUGCGGAGUCACCUCCGAGAAGGACUUGCAGCAGGCCAGAGACAUCUUGAUUCCAUUGGGCGAGUACUUCCAGAUCCAAGAUGACUUUUUGGACUGCUUCGGUACCCCAGAACAGAUCGGCAAGAUCGGUACCGAUAUCAAGGACAACAAGUGCUCGUGGGUGGUAAACCAGGCUUUGUUGAAGGCUAACGCUGAGCAGCGUAAGCUUUUGGACGAGAACUAUGGUAAGAAGGACGACGAGAGCGAAGCCAGAGUCAAGAAGUUGUUCAACGAGCUCGAGAUUCCAAAGAUCUACCAGGAGUACGAAGAGGAUGUUGUGGGUCGUUUGAGAACCCAGAUUGACAACCUUGAUGAAAGCAGAGGUUUGAAGAAGGAGGUCUUGACCUCUUUCUUGAGUAAGGUGUACAAGAGAUCCAAGUAA